This is a messenger RNA of Penaeus indicus, 4071 nucleotides long. RefSeq names its product tyrosine-protein kinase Src64B-like. NCBI's taxonomy places the organism in Eukaryota, Metazoa, Arthropoda, Malacostraca, Decapoda, Penaeidae. Gene Ontology annotation, cellular component: extrinsic component of cytoplasmic side of plasma membrane. Gene Ontology annotation, molecular function: signaling receptor binding; non-membrane spanning protein tyrosine kinase activity; ATP binding. Gene Ontology annotation, biological process: cell differentiation; innate immune response; cell surface receptor protein tyrosine kinase signaling pathway. The transcript has 11 exons. The coding region runs from base 63 to 1520 and encodes 485 amino acids. The record is from RefSeq and is a predicted model, not a curated record.
GAUGGCCUUUCUUCCCAGGAUUGCCAGCCCAUGGUUGGGUUCAGCAGCACCAUGCAAGCCACAUGCGGAUGCGGAAGGAGUCGGUUAGGUGUUCGCAACGAUGGACACCCAGAUCCAACACUCCAGAACCAGUCACACCGUCAACACCAUCGCGAGGCCGGGUCGUGGUGGCCAUGUACUCAUUCCAGGGUCGCAGCAAUGGCGAACUCACCUUUGAGAAGGGAGACAGGAUGGAGAUUCUCAAUGAUGCUGAUGCUGACUGGUGGUUAGCACGACAUAUGACACAUGGCAUUGACGGCUAUAUUCCAAAGAACUAUGUUGCAUCUACAUCUUCGCUUGAGUGCCAAGACUGGUACUUUGGCAAAAUAGCCAGGAAAGAAGCAGAAAAAUUACUAAUGACACGGGGGAACUUAAGAGGCACUUUUCUCAUCCGUAUGUCGGAACAAUCUAGUCAUGGAUAUUCCCUAAGUAUAAGGGAUUGGGACCAACAAAAGGGAGAACAUGUCAAGCACUACAGAAUCAAGGUCACUGACAAUGGAGGCUUCUUCAUCACCUCAUCACAGGCUUUCCGGACACUCAAUGACCUGGUGGAUGCCUACAAAAGAAACAACUAUGGGCUAGCAUGUCUCUUGCAAUACCCAUGUCCACGUCCACAACCCCAGAAAUGGGAUCUGUCACGAGAGACCAAAGAUCAGUGGGAGAUUGACCGUACUACUCUUUCCAUGAACAAGAAGUUAGGACAAGGUUCCUUUGGUGAAGUGUGGUAUGGUAUGUGGAACAACUCUACAGAAGUUGCCAUCAAGACCCUAAAACAAGGAGCAAUGAGUCCUUCUGCCUUCUUAGAAGAAGCCAGAAUCAUGAAAAAAUUACGGCAUCGUAAUAUUCUUGUACUUUAUGCUGUUUGUACGAAAGAAGAACCUAUACUAAUAGUCACUGAGUAUAUGUGUAAUGGUGCACUGCUAGAUUUGCUCAGGAAUGAGGGAGAGCGCACCCUCAAACUCAAUGACUUAAUAUAUGUGGCAACACAGGUUGCUGCAGGUAUGGCUUACCUAGAGAGCAAACAGUUGUUACAUCGAGACCUUGCUGCCCGUAAUGUAUUAGUAGGUGAAUCUUUGACAUGUAAAGUGGCAGAUUUUGGCUUAGCCCGAAUUGUGGAAGGUGAAGACUACUGCCCAAGCACAUGUAAUAAAUUCCCUGUCAAAUGGACAGCACCUGAAGCCAUGCUGUACAACCGCUUUACUAUCAAGUCUGAUGUCUGGUCAUUUGGUAUUCUACUAAUGGAAGUGAUUACCUAUGGUGCUAACCCAUACCCAGGAAUGAAUAACCGAGAGGUCAUAGAGAAAGUCCAGAUGGGCUACCGAAUGGCCAAGCCUCCACGAGCUCCCGAUGAGUUAUACGAAGUGAUGCUCCAUUGCUGGGAUAAGUAUCCUGAUCAACGACCUACCUUUGACUACUUGCAUCAUUUCUUCGAUGACUACCAGGUCUCCUCCGAAAUACCCUAUCGCGACAUCCACGACUAAUAACAACAUGACCCUGCCUGACCUCCACCCUCUAAUUCAGACCCUCCCAGGCCAGGACAACCUGGGUAAAAAACAGUCAGUAAGUUUUUGUAAUUGGUCACCCAGAAUAAGUAGCUGGGUAAGGUUCAAGAGCUGAACCUUGAAAAAGUAAACUUAAUUUUUAUUAAUAUGGUGGAGGGUAGCGGUAACUAGGGACACAUUGCUUUGUUCAUGGCACGAUGAUUCCCCAAUGAUUAGAUAGUAUUGUGAUAAGGACAAUUCUCCUUCUCAUAUUGGUAUCAAAUUAAUUGGCAGUGCUUGAUGUCCAAUAAUUCAACUGAUGCAUUGUUCAUAAUUCUUGUUACCUGCUAUUAAUUAUAACGGAACUUGUCGCCUUAGACAUGGUUCUUGCAGAACUUUACUUUGCUUAUAUUUGAAGUGGAUGUUUCAGAAAAAGAGGGUGUUUAUAGAAACUGAAUUCUCAGGUAGAUGUAGAAUUGUUUCUGUAUGUUGUGCUUAGUGUUUGUCCAAAGAGUACACUGCUACUCCAUUUGGACUGAUUGUAUGCCUCUAGCUGUAUCACAAAGACUAUGCUUGAUGAGGAGAAUUCAUUUUCUACAAAAGACCUCUUGGCCGAGGGGGAGAUUUUGUACCACACCAAAAACUAUAUCAAAACCAAUUACACAAUCCCAUGUGUAGUCAUAGUUGUAGAGAAAUUUCCCAGUGUCCUUGCACCCUGUCUGUCUUAUUGUUGUGCCCAUUUCUCUGUGGAGAUGCUUUUUUUGUGAUAGAAUUCCCCUCACUCCCCUUCAUCCUGUCAAGGCUGAUCUUUGCUUUCUGUCCCCCUUGGAAAAUGAUUAGUCACCAUGGAGAUACUUGGACAAAAAUGUGGAUUCGUGAUUUUUUAUUCUUAGUUUUAGUGUUACUGGAAUGAUUAGAAAAAAACGUUCCUUCACUUGUGCUUGUAAUUUGCUUAUACAUGAAUGCUGUUUUGCAUGUUAUAUGAUGUUGACUGUAUAGUGGUCUAUCUUGAUUUGAAAACCAAUGAGUGUUUAAUUGAAUUAUCAAAAAGUUUUGAUACAAGUUUUGAAAUCAUUUUUCAGUCAUAUUUUAUUUGGAAUAUUAUUUGGUGCUGUAUAUAAAAAUACUUAAACAAUGGAUACCUUUUCCUUAAUUAAUGUACAUGAUAACUGAUCUAAAUAGAAAUGGUUCUUUUGUAAUUUGAACUUUAUAAACUACUGUAAAAGAUGAGUGCUUACAAUAAGUAAUGAUUAUAUUUAUUAUUGUACUUUGCUUUUUAGACUUUUAUAAAAGAGAGACUCCUGAAUAUAUAUGGAAGAAAGUUCCAUAAUAGUAAUCAUAAUCUUAGGUUAUAUCUUAUUUUUGUACAAACCUCCUAUGAUAAGGCAUCAUGUUAGUUUUGGUAUAUGUUCACUGCCUUAAAAAUAUUUUAUCAAUUAAUGAUUCAGUUUUUAAAGAUAAAUAGGGAUUUUCCAGCACUAUUAAACAGCAGAAGAAUAUGAAAUUAUAAAAAAAGAGUGCAAUAGUUGUAAAUUGAAGAUGAAUAUUUUUAUUUUAUUUAUUAUUAUUAUUAUUAUUUUUUAAAUGUUUUACACUGUAUUAUGGGGGAUCUGAUUAAGGGCUUUUGUGAAUAAAUUGUUAAUGAUUAAUCUUCCAUCUAUCUGAUGCAAAGAAAAAAGUCUUAAAGGGGACCACUUGAAUUUUUUUUUUUUUUUUUUUUUUUUUUGAUAUAUUGUAUUCUAUUCAUCCUUUUCUGUAUUUUCCUGAAUGUCAUUAUAAAAGGAAAGAAAGGAAAAGGAGAAAAACAUAUAUGCUUCCCCUCAAAUAUUAACAGCAGAAAGCAGUUUAUGGGUUUGAUUAUUAGUCAUAGACCAAGGUAACUCUGGACUGCAAGGCAUAUUGGCUUGUUGCAAAACAGCCCUACAGCCUGUUUUACGUGUCACUGGUGUUUGAUGGAUAUCAGUGCAAAUUUUAAUUUGUUUUCUGUUCAUAUUAGAGAGGAUGAAAUUUAAAAAAUCGAGAGAAAUGCACACAUAUACAUUAAAUUGUGUAGUGUGUAACCUUUUUUUUUAAGUGUGGAAGAUGUCCAUGAAAGUUUCUUUUUUUUUUAAAUGUUACCCUUCCUAUGGUGAUCUGAAAUAUGACAUGUGGCUGACAAAGACUUCAUGGAUGUGGAUUGCUCUGUGGCAGAGCUGAAAAAUGUGCCUAAUUAGGAUUUUAUUUUUUAUUUUUGUUCCAUCAUAUUGGAAAUUAUUUUAAUGGUUGACGCUAGAUUAAAGUAGGCUACACAUCAAAAAGUAUGCUCAGGGGUCAGUAACAUUUCAAUACAUUGUACCUUCUUACUGCAGUAUAACUGCAUGCCAACUAUAAUUUUUUUUUACAAGUUACUGAAAUUUGUAUUAUAAAAAGUAUACUUGUAUACAUAUUCAAAACACAUUCUGAUUAUGUUAUUAUUAAGACUAUAAAAAUGUUCUUACCAUUUGAAUGUGAUUUUUGCAAGUGUUUUGAAAUGCAAUGUUAUUUUUCAGUACUUAAUAAACUUUCAAAAUCA